Molecule: messenger RNA, 1663 nt
Organism: Strongylocentrotus purpuratus (purple sea urchin)
Lineage: Eukaryota; Metazoa; Echinodermata; Echinoidea; Camarodonta; Strongylocentrotidae
Exons: 7
Coding region: 956-1663 (235 amino acids)
Source: RefSeq, a predicted model, not a curated record
UGUAUCAAUGCAUAGGAUAACCUUUACGUUGUUUUGAACAGUUUACUAAUUUGUCUCAUUAUUAUUUUAAUUCUGUCUGACCGCUGCGCCAUUUCACAUACGUAAGGAGCAUAAGGUCGUUAUCUCGAAUACCGGUUUCGUAACCUUUGAAAACUCAAAGGUAACGAAACCCAAAUGCAAAAAAGAUCACUUAUGAUGAUAUGUAUCAAAGAACAUUUUUAAUGAAAUGUGUUAUCACCCCGUAUGAAAUUUAAUUCUUUUUCAUAUGACAUCUCACACAUGGUAAAAAGUGAUCUCAAAGAUAGUUCAACAGUAUUUUUGGAAAAUGGCCGCCAUUUUUUGUUCCAGCAGUAUAUUUUCAAGGAAGUCCACUUAGAAAUGGUGCAGGGGGGUUCCCUCCACACGUUGAUACCCACCGACCUUUAACGACAUUCCAUGUCUCAAAAACCUGCUUCCCCCUGGGUAAAUUUGUUUUUACAAACCUGCCCAAUCCCCUAAAGUAAAUGACAGUCUCCACCAAAAAUAGUGUUUACGAUAAAUUGAACGAACGUUUUAUCAAAUUUGCUGGAAAAACUACGAAAUUGGCCAAUAAAACCUUUAUAAAAUCUCGUUGACAGAUGUGAAAGUCUCAUCAAUUACGUUAGUGGAACAUGUAUGUGUUGUAUAAGUAACGGUAAUUGCUCGUAUAAUCAUCAUCAUCAUCACCAUUAUCAGUAUUACCGUUAUCAUCCGUUUCAAAAUGCUCAUCACAGUUAUUUCUUCAGUUGUUGUUUGUUCUUGUUCUUGCUGAUUUAAAAAAUAUUAAUAUUUUUUCUAAAUACAGGCUAAAGACCCAAAGAUAGGUGUAUUUUGGAAGUUGCUGCUUGGUACCGUAACCUGCUUGUCUUUCGCCUUGCCUGUGUUAUCGGAUAGGACAUCUUGUUCAGACUGGUACGGCCUAAAUUACACUUUGCCCAUGUUCCAAAAGUGUAAGAUGAUGCGACUCAAGGAUGGCAGCAUGGUGCAGAGCAUCCCCAAACUCAUCCCUUUCCCUUCUGUCAUCGGCGGGUGCCACCAAAGGAAGAGUAAAGAAGGGAUCCCGGGCGGGCAUAGAAUAUGCAGAAUCCCGUAUUGUGACGAAAACCUCUGUAACAACGGCUGGUGUGAAGAGACUAUGGUAGGCUACAACUGUACCUGCUCAAGUGGGUUUCAAGGGAGACACUGCGAUGAAAUGAUCAUACAGUCAACGACGGAAGCGACGACCAAGCCUACGAUGAGCCCUUCAACUACGAUAUCGGAACGCUCAGACACAACGACUUUCCAAACCACCACUACCACGAUCGGUGACAACGGAAGCGAAAACCAAGUCCGCGACGAGCCCUACGGCCACGAUGCCGGAACGAUCAGAGGCAACGACAUCGCAAGAGCAAGAAACCACAACCUCAAAGUCAGCAGAAUUAUCGACUACGGACGCGACGACCAAGGCCACGACGAGUUCUACGACCACGAUGUCAGACACAACGACAUCGCAAAACACCACCACCUCCAAAAUGAUGGCCAUAUCGGAAGCGACCAGGAGGAGGCGGUGGAAGAUGACGACGACGAGGAGGAGGGAGAACCAUCAAGAUGGCAGUUUGACGGCGAUGAAGAUGAGGUAACGGGGAAACUAAGAAAGGAGAAGUAG